Molecule: messenger RNA, 1828 nt
Organism: Nycticebus coucang (slow loris)
Lineage: Eukaryota; Metazoa; Chordata; Mammalia; Primates; Lorisidae
Gene: TRIP6
Product: thyroid hormone receptor interactor 6
Exons: 9
Coding region: 253-1695 (480 amino acids)
Biological process (GO): positive regulation of non-canonical NF-kappaB signal transduction
Source: RefSeq, a predicted model, not a curated record
UCCUCUCGCAGGAGGGGGCCGACUUGGGGGAGGGACGGCAGUUUAGGGCCAAGGGUGCCACGUGACUCUCCCCCAGGAAUGCAGUGACGUCACAGGGGGCGUGGCCGUCCCCAAAAUUUGGGGAGGAAGGGAAGGAAAAAAAGCCAGAAAAACUUUCUUUCCUGGAGUCCCAAACGAGGUGCAGGACGGUAGAGGUAGUGCAGGCCAGAGACUCGGCCCAGACCGCUGUCUGAAGUUUCCCCGUUCUGGGCCAUGUCGGGGCCCACCUGGCUCCCCCCGAAGCAGCCAGAGCCUGCCAGAGUCCCUCAGGGGAGAGCGCUCCCCCGAGGCGCCCCGGGGCCGCCACCAGCCUCCGGAGCCGCACUCCAGCCCCAUCCGAGGGUCAAUUUUUGCCCCCUCCCAUCUGAGCAGUGUUACCAGGCCCCAGGGGUGCCAGAGGAUCGGGGGCCGGCCUGGGUGGAGUCCCAUGGAGUUCCCCAGCGGCCACAGGGGCUGCCCCCAGAAAGAGGGGGUCUGCGCCCAGGGAGUCUGGAUGCUGAGAUAGACUUGCUGACCAGCAUGCUGGCUGAGCUCAACGGAGGUCGUGGUCACACACCUAGGAGACCAGACCGACAGGCUUAUGAACCCCCUCAGCCUCCUGCUUACCGCUCUGGCUCCUUGAAACUAAAUGGAGGUGGGGUUCCACCCCUGCCGCUCCCAGCAUCCCCCUAUGGGAGCCCCACUCCAGCCUCCUACGCUACUGCCAGCACCCCUGCUGGCCCGGCCUUCCCUGUGCAAGUGAAGGUGGCACAACCAGUGAGAGGCUGUGGCCCACCCAGGCGGGGGGCCUCUCAGGCUUCUGGGCCCCUCCCAGGCCCCCCCUUUCCUCUCCCAAGCCGAGGUGAAGCCUGGGGGGCUGGCUAUAGGAGCCAACGAGAGCCAGGGCCAGGGACUAAAGAGGAGGCGUCUGGUGUCUCUGGCCCUAGAGGAAGAGGAAGAGGAGGUGGACAUGGGCCCCAGGUCCCCCUGAGCCAGCCUCCUGAGGAGGAGCUGGAGAGGUUGACCAAAAAGCUGGUGCAUGACAUGAACCACCCGCCCAGUGGGGAUUACUUUGGCCGGUGUGGUGGCUGUGGAGAAGAUGUGGUCGGGGAUGGGGCUGGGGUUGUGGCCCUUGACCGUAUAUUCCAUGUUGGCUGCUUUGUGUGUUCUACGUGCCGGGCCCAGCUCCGGGGCCAGCAUUUCUACGCUGUGGAGAGGAGGGCAUAUUGUGAGAGCUGUUACGUGGCUACUCUGGAGAAAUGUGCCACAUGCUCCCAACCCAUACUGGACCGGAUCCUGCGGGCUAUGGGGAAGGCCUACCACCCUGGCUGUUUCACCUGUGUGGUGUGUCACCGUGGUCUUGACGGAAUCCCCUUCACAGUGGAUGCCACCAGCCAGAUCCAUUGCAUUGAGGACUUUCACAGGAAGUUUGCCCCACGAUGCUCAGUGUGCGGUGGGGCCAUCAUGCCUGAGCCAGGUCAGGAGGAGACUGUGAGAAUUGUUGCUCUGGAUCGCAGUUUUCACAUUGGCUGUUACAAAUGUGAGGAGUGUGGGCUGCUGCUUUCCUCUGAGGGCGAAUGUCAGGGCUGCUACCCGCUGGAUGGGCACAUUUUAUGCAAGGCUUGCAGUGCCUGGCGCAUCCAAGAGCUCUCAGCCACCGUCACCACUGACUGCUGAGUCUUACUGGAAGAAUCUGCUGCAUUCUCAGUUCCCAUCAUCACUCUCCCUUACAUCUACCUUUAUAACUUUGUCACCAAAUGUUGUCUUCUUUUUCCAAUCAUGAAAUAAUAAUUUCUCAAGAGUUUACAAA